Messenger RNA from Fusarium oxysporum Fo47, 782 nucleotides. Its product is annotated as heterokaryon incompatibility protein-domain-containing protein. NCBI's taxonomy places the organism in Eukaryota, Fungi, Ascomycota, Sordariomycetes, Hypocreales, Nectriaceae. Bases 1 to 603 code for a protein of 200 amino acids. The record is from RefSeq and is a predicted model, not a curated record. The transcript has 2 exons.
AUGCUGCCUAAUUCUAAGUUGAAGUAUAAAGGAAACGUCUUCUGUUUUCUUCCGUGCGAAGAUGAGAAGUCUUCUAUGCUGGAAGAAUGUUCAAUCGGUUUUGAAACUAGCACAUCAUCAGAAAAAGUCCUUCAGCUGGCUUAUGAGUGGUACGAAGCCCGCAGCGACUCACACGAAUCGUGUCAGCGCUUGAGGUCUUCACCGAAGUUUGCUCCAUCAAGGCUCAUCGACAUCAGUUCUGGUGAUGACUGGAAACUCUGCUUAUAUCCACGGGAUAUACUAGACCCUCCAGACUAUAUGACUCUGAGCUACAGAUGGGCCAAGAGCCCUUCGGUUGUUCUUUUGAACUCAAAUCUUGAAGACUUCCGAAGGGGCGCACCGAUUUCUCGCCUUCUCAAGACAUUCAGAGAAGCCAUCACUGUUGCGCGUCGGCUUUCAAUCAAGUACCUAUGGAUUGACUCGUUGUGCAUCAUUCAAGAUUCAACGGAGGAUUGGGCCCGAGAAUCACUCCAGAUGCACCAAGUCUACGCAAACUCUGCCUGCACCAUCUCGGUAACCGCUUCGGAAGGACCUGAUGAAGGGCUAUUCAGGAAGGCCCCAUGAUAGUUCUCAUAACAUAUGGGGCGCACCAUUGACCGUUACUAUCGCGAGCAAUACCCUGCACUUUGUGCAUGUACCGAGGGAAUCUGGGGCAAUAGCGCGGACUUAGUUACAAGCGCACUAAGAAAGUUCCCCGGGGCUAAGUGCUUAUGGUGAUCAACAAACCGCGGAGCAAGUCGAUC